Molecule: messenger RNA, 414 nt
Organism: Pseudogymnoascus destructans
Lineage: Eukaryota; Fungi; Ascomycota; Leotiomycetes; Thelebolales; Thelebolaceae
Exons: 2
Coding region: 1-414 (137 amino acids)
Biological process (GO): SRP-dependent cotranslational protein targeting to membrane
Cellular component (GO): signal recognition particle, endoplasmic reticulum targeting
Source: RefSeq, a predicted model, not a curated record
AUGCCGUACCUCCCCACAGCCCAGGAGUGGCUCACUCAAUCCGCUCUCCUCCUCCAGGCGCGUCCCACAACCUCCCGCAUAACGACAAAAUACACCGUCAAACCCUCCACGCGCCGCACAACCGCUGAAACCGCCGCCCCUGCCCCCGUGGCUUUCCUGACACUCAAAACUUACGACCCGGCGUCAGGCACAACCCUCAAAUACCGCACCGACAAAGCCGCAGAGGUUGGACGUCUCGUGCUCUCCCUAUCCCGGCUUGGACGCGAGAUGGCGGGCUUGCCGGAGCUGAAGGAGGAGGAUAUUAAGAUGGAGGGGGCGGGGGAUGCGGUUGCUGCAGCUGCGGCGCCAGUGCCUGAGAAGGCUGGGGCGCAGCCGGGUGGAGCGAAGAAGGGGAAGAAGAAGGGGAGGAAGUGA